This is a messenger RNA of Trichoderma reesei QM6a, 699 nucleotides long. RefSeq lists its product as uncharacterized. The coding region runs from base 142 to 699 and encodes 185 amino acids. The transcript has 3 exons. The record is from RefSeq and is a predicted model, not a curated record. NCBI's taxonomy places the organism in Eukaryota, Fungi, Ascomycota, Sordariomycetes, Hypocreales, Hypocreaceae. Gene Ontology annotation, biological process: endoplasmic reticulum to Golgi vesicle-mediated transport.
UUUUCUUUCUCAAACCGAACAUUCAAGCAUUUACUUCUGCAUUGUAUUUCUUUCAACGGCUCCAUUCACCCACGCCAGCUGCUCUGUUUCUCAUCUCCGUAGCUGCGCGAUUCCUGCUUCCUCUUCCCUUCCAGUGUCAUCAUGUCGCAAAGAUUCGGAACCUCGUCCCUCCACCAGCGCGACUCCCGCAGCGUCCUCUUCGCCGGCUACACGGGCGACCAGUCACAGCGCGGCGGCGGCGGCCGACCCAGCCCGUCUCCCUCUCCCAACGCCGGCGUAGGAGGGGGCUAUGGCUACAGCGGCUACGGGGGCUACUCCCCCUCGAUGAUGGGCAGCAACGGCUACGGCGACGCAGGGAGCCCGUCGCAUGGGUACCGGAGCGCGACGCCGAACCGCAAGGGCCAGUAUAGCGACGCGGUGCUCAACGAGCUGGAGAGCCAGAACGACGAGCAGGUGUCAGGGAUACUGGGCAAAGUCAAGGUUCUGAAAGACAUGACGGUGGCCAUUGGCGACGAAAUCCGCGAAUCCUCCGCCCUCGCCGAGAAGAUGAACGACACGUUCGACUCGACCCGCGUGCGCCUCCGCGGCACCAUGAACCGCAUGCUCAUCAUGGCCCAGCGCAGCGGCAUCAGCUGGAAGUGGUGGCUGCUCUUCUUCCUCGCCGUCGCCGCCCUCUUCAUAUACGUCUGGCUGUUUUGA